AUGAACAGCAACCAUAUUAAGUUUGUGCUGUCUGUUGCCCUGUUGGGCUCAAUGGCAUACGCAUUUACAGCGUCUGAAAUUGAAAUUUUUCAAUUACAUCAGGAAUUACAAAAGAAAUAUGGUGAAAAGAUUAACUUCUACAAACUAUUGAAACUACCAAAUGGCCAAAAGUCAACGUCGAAGGAAAUCACCAAAAACUUAAGAAAACUAUCCAGAAAAUAUCACCCAGAUAAGAACAAGAAAUACAAGACUUUAUAUUCUCGUUUGAAUCUGGCUACACAGAUUUUAUCUAACGAUGACACAAGGAAAACAUACGAUUAUUAUCUAAAGAAUGGAUUUCCUGAUUAUAACUUCAAGAAAGGUGGGUUCUUCUUCAAAAGAGUUCAGCCACAGACUUGGUUUAUUCUAAGUUUCAUAUUUCUUGCUGCUAGUUUCAUUCACUACGUAAUUUUGAGAAUCCAAUACAAGGCUCAAGUAAAAAGAAUUGAGUCAUUUAUUCAACAAUGUAAGGAACAAGAUACCAGUAAUGGUCUAGGUGAAACUAAGUUAACAUUUAAACAACAUGAAGAAGAUGAAGGUAAGAAUCUACACAUCAAGUUCGGAUCGGUCUACCUAAUGGAAGAUGACGAAACUGAGUCACUAAUUACGUCUGAUGACAUUCCAAUUCCUUCCAUUACCAAUACGAUAUUGUUUAAAAUUCCAAAAGGUCUAUGGAAUACUUCUCUUGGUAAGGUAUUAAACAAGACACCAGGCGACAACGAUAAUACCAUCGCCAAAGGUACCAAGUUGGGAUCAAAAAGUAAUAAGAAAAAUUAA
Maudiozyma saulgeensis is the source of this 816-nucleotide messenger RNA. The record is from the annotation of a GenBank genome assembly. Lineage: Eukaryota; Fungi; Ascomycota; Saccharomycetes; Saccharomycetales; Saccharomycetaceae.